AUGCCCGAUCAGUGGCGGCUUAGUAAAAUAACGCCGGUCCACAAGGGUAAAGGGUCCGUUCAGGAUUGCCGUAAUUACGGCGGUAUAAAGGUGAUGUCACACACCAUGAAGCUCUUUGAGCGCAUUAUUGACACCAGGAUCCGACAGGAGUGUACAGUGUCGGACUCCCAGUACGGUUUCCAACCAGGACGCGGUACCAUGGACCCUAUAUUCGCCCUAAGAAUCCUCAUGGAGAAGCACAGGGAAAAGAAUAUGCCUCUGAAUUUUUUAUUCCUAGACCUGCAGAAGGCCUUUGACUGUGUUCCCAGGGAGAUGAUCUGGUGGGCGUUGCGGUCGAAGUUGGUACCAGAGACCUACGUGUAA
Messenger RNA from Parnassius mnemosyne (clouded apollo), 363 nucleotides. The record is from the annotation of a GenBank genome assembly. NCBI's taxonomy places the organism in Eukaryota, Metazoa, Arthropoda, Insecta, Lepidoptera, Papilionidae.